Molecule: messenger RNA, 872 nt
Organism: Prorocentrum cordatum
Lineage: Eukaryota; Dinophyceae; Prorocentrales; Prorocentraceae
Source: the annotation of a GenBank genome assembly
CGCAGGAGAGCCGUCUGAGCUGUUGGAGAUGAAGAUCGACGAGAUUGAAAGAGGCGACUUCGUCGGCAUCAUCAAGGAGGACAGGGAGGUGCGCGCGCUUGCGCUGAACUUCGACCUGAGCGGCGACGUCGUGGCCAAGCUCGACCACGUCGUCGCCCGCCGGGCCGGCCGCAAGGGCGAGGACCUCGUGAGGUUGGAGGCGAUCCUGGAGUACGCGCGGGCGCCGAACGAGACUGCAGACGUCCUCGCGAGGAGCCUGCUCAGCGAGGAGGUGGAGAGCCUCCCAGACCUGGCCGAGGCGGAGGAUGUCAUGAAAAAGUUCGGACUGGACAAGGAUGCGCGGUGCACAUUGGUCGAGAUCGUGCUGGCCCGCGCGGACGACAGCUCCAGGGUGCUCGGGAGGCUGGAGGUCUACCUGGAGGACGCCCGCCAGCCGGGUGCCUCGCUGGCCGCCAUUGCGGGCAAACUGAAGGCGGGCGGCGACGUGCCCGAGGACCCCCCGCAGGAGUUCCGCCGCGAGCGGGCGCGCUCGCGCUCGCGCUCCGGGGCCCGCUCGCGCUCGCGCUCCGGCAGCAGGCAGAGGGGCGCCAAGCAGCGCCAGAGGGGCGCCAAGCAGCGCUGAGGGUCCGUCGGCGGCGCGGGCGGCGCGCGCCGUGUCGCGUAAUUCGCUCCAUCGCCCGUCGUCUGUCGUCGACCUCCGCGCUCGUGGUCCGGUGUCUUUGGUCGUCGGUCUCCGGGCCUUGCUUGUGUGUAUGUGUGUGCAUGGUCGACGCACAGCUACACGCAGUUACGCAGACGGAGUCUCGUACUUGACGAUCUGUCGGGGCAUUUUGUGCGCGCGGCUUGAGUCGGAGAAAGAGGUUCGGCUGGGA